Molecule: messenger RNA, 3172 nt
Organism: Onychomys torridus (southern grasshopper mouse)
Lineage: Eukaryota; Metazoa; Chordata; Mammalia; Rodentia; Cricetidae
Gene: Sh2d4b
Product: SH2 domain containing 4B
Exons: 8
Coding region: 603-1898 (431 amino acids)
Cellular component (GO): cytoplasm
Source: RefSeq, a predicted model, not a curated record
GUGAAGCAGAUGCAGUGUGGAGUUGGGGAUCCCAGAAGCUUCUGAAUGCUCCAUACGUCUCUGCAUGACAUUGGCUCAAAGGGCAUGGGAUUAGUAGACAAAACUACUUCCCCACCCCUCUUAUCUGCAGGGGAGGGAUCAGGUCUCAGCUGGCCAGGCCAAUGUCACUGAUACAGCUGGUGUCAUCGUUACCUUCCACUGACAGAUCACUCGACACCUACCGACCCAGGCAGGGUUAGGUCUGAGUAGAGGUAUGGAUGCUUGUUGUUCCAGGACCCUAGAUGAAGCCAUGAUGCAAGGUAUUGCAGAAAUCCAACGGUCAUCGUGGAACCUAGGGCCAGAUUGCUUCCUGCCUCUGAUCCCUCUCAUUGCUCCUUGGUUGUUGCUGCUUGGCUCCACAUUCUGUCCUGGUAGAUAGGAGUUCACCACUGGCUGGGAGCUGAGACAGAACAAAGAUGCUACACAAUGAAAGGGUACCUGGAGUGGCCCCGAAGUGAGGACCCAGGGCAGAAGAUUGGCUCCAGGUGUUGGCCUAGACUGGGCAUCUGCCUACCCUUGCAAUCCUGACUGGCUGUACUCUGGUGUGUGUCCCCUGCAACAUCAUGCUGCAGCAGAUCCUGCACGACAUGUACAUUGACCCUGAGCUUCUGGCUGAGCUCAGUGAUGUGCAAAAGCACAUCCUCUUCUACAAGAUGAGAGAGGAGCAGCUUCGGCGUUGGAGGGAGCGGGAGGCAUGGGACACUCUGGCCCAGGCAGAAGGCCUCAGGCCUGCGAAGGUCAAGCGAGCAAGCAACAAGCACAUCCAGUGGCUGCUGGGAGCUGAUGGCGAGGUCUGGGUGUGGGUCAUGGGUGAAGGCCCUGGUGACAAGCCCUAUGAAGAGAUCUCUGAGGAGCUGAUUGCAGAGAGAGCACGGCUGCAAGCACAGAGAGAGGCUGAGGAGCUCUGGAGACAGAAGGAAGCAGAGAUCACCAAGAAGUUCCGGGAUGCCUUGGCCAAUGAGAAAGCCCGGAUCCUAGCAGAGAGGUGGAAAGUGGAGAUGGAGGACCGCAAGGCUGCCAAAAUCCUGGAGGAACGUAUACAUGAGGAAUUCAAGAGGAAAGAGGAAGAAGAGAGGAGGCGAGGAGAAGAACAGAUUCGCCUCCAGGAGGAGCAGAGAGCCAAGGAACUCUACUGGACCCUGAAGCAGGCCCAGAUGCACUGCCAAGCCAGUGAGAGGGAGGAGCGUGAGUGGGAAGAACAGUUGCGGAGAAUCAAGGCAGCUGAUGAAGAGAGGAGCCGUCGUGCCCAGCGAGCUCGGGAUGAGUACCGGCGCCACUCACUCCGCGCCAUCCAGAAGGGCACUGUUGCUGGCCUAAGCACCAUGUUCCAAGAACUUGGCCAGAACCAUGAGCAGGAGGCAAGGCUCUACCAUCAACUUCCGUGCACAAGUCCACCAUCAUCCCUCACAGGACCUGACAGGACCUGGGAGCGUCCUCUACGUCCACUCUCCAGAGAAGUCAUCGUGCGCUGGUUCAAGGAGGAACAGCUACCUCGCCGAGCUGGUUUCGAGAGGAAUACCAAGUCCAUUGCUCCCUGGUUUCAUGGAAUUAUUAGCCGAAAAAAUGCAGAAGACCUUUUGGAGAGUAUGACCGAGGGAGCAUUUCUGGUCCGGGUCAGUGAGAAGAUCUGGGGUUACACCCUGUCUUACCGCCUACAGAGGGGCUUCAAGCACUUCCUUGUGGAUGCCUCUGGGGACUUCUACAGUUUUCUGGGAGUGGACCCUAAUCGCCAUGCCACCCUCACAGAUCUCAUUGAUUUCCACAAGGAGGAAAUAAUCACUGUUUCAGGGGGAGAGUUGCUGCAGGAACCCUGCGGACAGAGGGAUAGCCCACCAGACUAUCACCUGUUAUUUGAAUGAUGUUUUUUCUCCUCCUCUUUGGACUCCUUUGAAUAUCCCGAUCUUGAGCUAAGCUUAAGGAUAUCCCCACAGGAAGCCUCAUGGUCUUCUAGAAGAUCCAUCUCUCUUCAGAUGAACAAUGGCAUUAGUGAGUCUCCAGAAUGUUACAAAAUAUGACUACAUUUAUGAGACUGGCCCUAUUCCAAAGCUCAAGACAGAAACCGAUGCUCCCAGAGGCUUGUCUGUCAUGGCUGUUCUAAGCCGAACUUCUAGAGUGAAUGGAUCAUGUUUUAGUAACCCAAAGCAAUUCCAUUGCCGAACUUUACAUUUAAUAUAGGUUUGUUUGUUGACUGACGGCUCUUCUGAAAAAAUGUCCAACACCAAUGUGCAAUGGUUUCUAGCAAAUUAUUUUCUAAACCACUUCAUAAAGCUACAGAGAUCACAGCAGGUUUGGACUAACUUACAUGGAAGACACAGAUGUUGCAUCUGUCCCAGUGUUCAUGAGCUUGUUGAUACUAUCAUGAGAAUUACCUAAGGAUUCUAAGCUCGAAACAGGAGACUGACUCUGUGCUAUCUUCCUUGUUAAAUCACUUCUACCUUAUCUCAUGUCUUGGCUCUUGUUUUGCAAUAUUGAGGUAAUGAUUUCUUGUGAAUAUUCACAAGAUCUGUUAUAGAUUAUAAAUCCAUGGAUGGGUUUUUGAUACUUGAUGAGGCAUUGGCUGUCUAGGAUGCGCUCUUUUAAAGGGUUAGCUUUGUUUUCACUUUAAUUCUUCUGUCUCCUCAAUCUGAGCAUGUUCUUCAUAUAAUGAGAAUAAGCUCCCAAUAACUCAGUAAUUGUCAGCAAUGUUAUAUAAUUUAAGCAUAGUCCUGUUGUUUCCUUAUGGCCACAGAGCAAGCAGAUAGCAGACGUGACAGCAGAACUACAGGUUCAGAAAUCUGGAAGGUUUGAGUUCUAAUCCACACUCCAAAAUUUACUGAAAUCAUAAUCCUUGUAGCACUGGGUUUGGAUUGUACCAAAAGGACAGAAGGACUCUGCAAACAUCAAGGAACUGUUUCACCUGGUUGGAGAGUUGUCAGGUGUCUCUUGUUCUCCACCCAAUCUCUUGGCUCUCCUCUUUCUCUCAUCUUUGGCCAUUUGUGCCAUCACCCACCCCCAUGGCUAUCAGUGCAGCCAGUGUGUGUGUGUGUGUGUGUGACUGACUCUGCUUUUGUUCAUUCACUGUGUUCUUUGGCUUCACUUGUACAUACGUUGAUGACACUUAGCCACAUAUGGUUUUUAGGGGGCGUUUAUUUAU